Messenger RNA from Syzygium oleosum, 1621 nucleotides. Its product is annotated as patellin-3-like. Bases 243 to 632 code for a protein of 129 amino acids. NCBI's taxonomy places the organism in Eukaryota, Viridiplantae, Streptophyta, Magnoliopsida, Myrtales, Myrtaceae. The transcript is spliced from 5 exons. The record is from RefSeq and is a predicted model, not a curated record. Gene Ontology annotation, molecular function: lipid binding.
AUGAUCUCAUGGUCUGGAUAAAAGACUUGAUUGGUGGGUCGCAAUGCAUUUCUGCUGGAUGUGUUCAAGAGUCAGUGCGCAAGGCUGAGCACAGGAACGGAAAGAGUCACAGACGCCCUAGAAAAGAUGCGGCGGCUAAAGCUGAUGCAAACAAUGUCCUCGAAGAACGCGAUCCUCAGUGCGAUGUGAUGCUUAGCCAGAUGAUGGGUCGGAUUUGAUCAAAACCUGGAGGAAAACUUGAGAUGGGUGAGUUUCAGAACAAGGAGCUGUAUCAGAAGACGUUCGCCGACGAGGAGAAGCAGGCCAAGUUCUUGCGGUGGAGGGUCCAAUUCUUGGAGAGGAGCAUCCGGAAGCUCGAUUUCAAUCCGGGUGGCACUUGCACUAUUUUUCAGGUGAGCAAUCUCAAGAAUUCCCUGGGACCGGGGAAGCACGAGCUCCGGAUCGCCAACAAGCAGGCUCUCCAGAUGCUUCAGGACAACUAUCCCGAGUUUGUGGCCAAGCAGGUGUUUAUCAAUGUUCCCUGGUGGUAUCUGGCGUUCUACGCAAUGAUCAGCCGUUUUUUGACCCAUAGGACCAAGAGCAAGUUUGUGUUUGCAAGCCCCUCAAGAACCGUGGAGACGCUUUUCAAGUAAAUAGAUCCAAACGCAUUUUGGUGCAUUAAGUUCUAAUCAUUUCCUCCUGGAGCCUUUGUUAUAGUCGAAACAUUGUGCUUGCAUGAUUGGCUGGUACAUUUCUCCUGAGCAAGUACCGGUGCAGUAUGGUGGCAUGAGCAUAGAUUAUUGCGACUGCGAUCCCUAAUUUAGUGUUUCCGACCCUGCAACCAAGAUGACAGUUAAGCCAGGGACCAAACAAAUUGUGGAAAUCAUAAUCUAUGAGAAAUGUGUUAUCACUUGGGAGCUCCGUGUUGUUGGGUGGGAAGUCAGUUAUGGUGCCGAGUUUGUGCCUAACUCUGGUGGAUAUUCAAUCAAUAACCAGAAGCCCAAGAAGAUGUCACUUGCGGAUGAGCCGGUGGUGCGUGGAACCUUCAAAGUUUCGGAACUUGGCAAAGUGUUGCUAACUGUUGAUAACCCUACCUCAAAGAAGAAGCUUCUCAACAGGUUCAAAAUUGACCUAUUGGGUGAUUGAGCCUACAAAAUCAAUCAUAGUUAGCUAAACGCAAUAUAUUCUCAGAUAUAUUGGAGAGUAAGAAGUCUCUGGUGCUCAUAUUCAUCCUCUCUCCUGGAGAAAGUUUGAUUGGCGGUCAAUCCUUGUACAGUAUAUGUCACAUCUUCCUUUUGUUUAGUUCAUCAAUUUGUGGUUUGGAUUUUGAAGUUUAGGUUUUAGCUUUCUUGAAACCUUUUUUUUUUUCACAUGGUCGUCAUUUCUUGUUUUCCCCUCCUGGUGAUGAGAGGCGCGAUCUGGAAAAAUUUUGAAUUUGGAGUACCAACUUGCUCCCAGUGGCUAUGUUGGAUACCUCUAGGUGGUGGGAAGAUAUCGCCAUGGAGACACUAGUGGUAUAGUGUGGCAUCUGUAUUGUUUUUUGUUCUGUUCACUGUUGAAGAUGAUUUGCAUUUGCUCUUGAUGUACAUUAAUGGAAUGUGCUUGAAGUUGACAUAUGUCAGAACUAGUUGGCGCUGGCAAA